AUGAGCGCCACGACAGCCGAAGAAGAGGUGAGUGUCGAGCCACGACGUGGCGAGGGCAAGAGGGUGGUGUUUGUGUACGACGACGAGGGGGUGGGUCCCCGGUCGCUCGAGCACACGCUGCACAGUCUGCGACAGCACCUCGACCUCGACCGACACGAAGUCAGGCGCAUCGACAGCAACCGCAUCAAGCUACAAAAAGAAGAUGAUGAGGCAACAUUGUCAUGGACGAGCGAGGCCUGCCUACUGGUCAUGCCCGGCGGCGCCGAUCGGCCCUACGACCACGCCCUACGCGGGGCCGGCAACGCUCGCAUCCGCGCCUGGGUCGAGGCCGGGGGCCGCUACCUGGGCCUCUGCGCGGGCGGCUACUACGGCUGCGCCCGCGUCGAGUUCGAGAAAGGUGCGGCGGCUGGGCUCGAAGUGUGCGAGACCCGCGAGCUCGCCUUCUACGCGGGCACGGCGCGUGGGCCGCUGGUGCCGCCGGGCCAGUUCGACUACGCCACCGAGCGCGGCUCGCGCGCGGCUCGCCUCGACGCCACCCAGCUCGACCCGGCCCUCGCCGCCGUGCCCGUCUACUACAACGGCGGCUGUUGCUUCGUCGGCGGCGGCGGUGCCGACCCGGCCUGCGUCGCCCUGGCCCACUACAAUGGCCUUUCGCUCGAUGAUGAAGAAGACGAUGGUGGUGGUGAUGGUGCUGACGUGGCAAGGCCGGUGGCGAUUGUGAGCUGCGCUGUGGGCCGGGGCAAGGCGGUGCUGUGCGGGGUACACCCCGAGCACGACGCCCGCCUGCUCCGGGCCGCGCACGCGGACGACCCGCACCUGGCGCGGCUCUUCCCCGCCCUGGAACACGGCGAGCCCCAACGACAGCGCCUCUUCCGAUCUCUGCUCGCUCAUCUGGGCCUUCAGCUUGCACCACCACCCGGCCCAGACCACUGCUGA
Molecule: messenger RNA, 936 nt
Organism: Acanthamoeba castellanii str. Neff
Lineage: Eukaryota; Discosea; Longamoebia; Acanthamoebidae
Product: biotin holocarboxylase synthetase/biotinprotein ligase
Exons: 1
Coding region: 1-936 (311 amino acids)
Cellular component (GO): cytoplasm
Molecular function (GO): biotin--[biotin carboxyl-carrier protein] ligase activity
Source: RefSeq, a predicted model, not a curated record